CGGCAGCCAUGAUGAGCUACACCAUGCACUCGGUUUUCUUCACUCUGAAGGUGAGCAUCCUGCUGGGGUCUCUGCUGGGGCUCUGCCUGGGCCUGGAGUUCAUGGGCCUCCCCAACCAGUGGGCCCGCUACCUCCGCUGGGAUGCCAGCACACGCAGCGACCUCAGUUUCCAGUUCAAGACCAACGUCUCCACGGGGCUGCUCCUCUACCUGGAUGAUGGCGGCGUCUGUGACUUCCUCUGUCUCUCCCUGGUGGAUGGCCGUGUGCAGCUCCGCUUUAGCAUGGACUGUGCCGAGACCCACGUGCUGUCUAACAAACAGGUGAACGACAGCAGCUGGCACUUCCUCAUGGUGAGCCGCGACCGCCUGCGUACGGUGCUGGUGCUUGAUGGCGAGGGCCAGUCCGGGGAGCUGCAGCCCCAGCGGCCCUACAUGGAUGUGGUCAGUGAUUUGUUCCUCGGCGGAGUCCCCACGGACAUCCGACCUUCUGCCCUGACCCUCGACGGAGUACAGGCCAUGCCUGGCUUCAAGGGAUUAAUCCUGGAUCUCAAGUAUGGCAACUCAGAGCCUCAGCUUCUGGGGAGCCAGGGCGUCCAGUUGGAUGCUGAGGGACCCUGCGGUGAGGGUCCCUGCGAAAAUGGUGGAAUCUGCUUUCUCCUGGAUGGCCACCCCACCUGUGACUGUUCUACCACUGGCUAUGGUGGCAAGCUCUGCUCAGAAGAAAUAAAGUUUGGGGUUCCAUGAGCACUAGAGGUGGUGCUUGCUCCUACAGAUAGAGGAAAAACGUGUUGCAUCUCUGUGGCAAAACCACUUACUAAAAAAGAUAGUGCCUGUGAUGGGUUGUCCCAUUUGAUCACUGGAGAUACAGGCAAAAACAAAAACAAGAGAGAGAAUGUGGCUACUUUCCGAGGCUCAGAGUACCUGUGUUACGACCUGUCUCAGAACCCAAUCCAGAGCAGCAGUGAUGAAAUCACCCUCUCCUUUAAGACCUGGCAGCGGAACGGGCUCAUCCUGCACACGGGCAAGUCAGCUGACUAUGUCAACCUGGCUCUGAAGGAUGGCGCGGUCUCCUUGGUCAUUAACCUGGGGUCCGGGGCCUUUGAGGCCAUUGUGGAGCCAGUGAAUGGAAAAUUCAAUGACAACGCCUGGCACGAUGUCAAAGUGACACGCAACCUCCGGCAGCACUCAGGCAUCGGACACGCUAUGGUAAACAAACUACAUUGUCUGGUGACAAUCUCUGUGGAUGGCAUCCUUACUACGACGGGCUACACUCAGGAGGACUACACCAUGCUGGGCUCAGAUGACUUCUUCUACGUGGGAGGAAGCCCAAGUACCGCUGACUUGCCAGGCUCACCCGUCAGCAACAACUUCAUGGGCUGCCUUAAAGAGGUUGUUUAUAAGAAUAAUGACAUCCGUCUGGAGCUGUCUCGCCUGGCCCGGAUUGGGGACACCAAGAUGAAAAUAUAUGGCGAAGUUGUAUUCAAGUGUGAGAAUGUGGCCACACUGGACCCCAUCAACUUUGAGACCCCCGAGGCUUAUAUCAGCUUGCCCAAGUGGAACACCAAACGCAUGGGCUCCAUCUCGUUUGACUUCCGCACCACCGAGCCCAACGGCCUGAUCCUCUUCACUCACGGCAAGCCCCAAGAGAGGAAGGAUGCUCGGAGCCAGAAGAACACCAAGGUGGACUUCUUUGCUGUGGAACUCCUCGAUGGCAACCUGUACCUGCUGCUUGACAUGGGCUCGGGCACCAUCAAAGUGAAAGCCACUCAGAAGAAAGCCAACGAUGGGGAAUGGUACCACGUGGACAUUCAGCGAGAUGGCAGAUCAGGUACCAUAUCAGUGAACAGCAGGCGCACGCCAUUCACCGCGAGUGGGGAGAGCGAGAUCCUGGACCUGGAGGGAGACAUGUACCUGGGUGGGCUGCCGGAGAACCGUGCUGGCCUCAUCCUCCCCACCGAGCUCUGGACCGCCAUGCUCAACUACGGCUAUGUGGGCUGCAUCCGCGACCUGUUCAUCGACGGGCGCAGCAAGAACAUCCGGCAGCUGGCGGAGAUGCAGAACGCUGCGGGCGUCAAGUCCUCCUGUUCACGGAUGAGCGCUAAGCAGUGUGACAGCUACCCCUGCAAGAACAAUGCUGUGUGCAAGGAUGGCUGGAACCGCUUCAUCUGUGACUGCACCGGCACCGGCUACUGGGGAAGAACCUGCGAAAGGGAGGCGUCCAUCUUGAGCUACGAUGGCAGCAUGUACAUGAAGAUCAUCAUGCCCAUGGUCAUGCACACCGAGGCAGAGGAUGUGUCCUUCCGUUUCAUGUCCCAGCGAGCUUAUGGGCUGCUGGUGGCCACUACCUCCAGGGACUCUGCUGACACCCUGCGUUUGGAGCUGGAUGGGGGGCGCGUCAAGCUCAUGGUUAACUUAGACUGUAUCAGGAUAAACUGUAACUCCAGCAAAGGACCUGAGACCCUGUAUGCAGGGCAGAAGCUCAACGACAACGAAUGGCACACUGUUCGGGUGGUGCGGAGAGGAAAAAGCCUUAAAUUAACCGUGGACGAUGACGUGGCUGAGGGUACAAUGGUGGGAGACCAUACCCGCUUGGAAUUCCACAAUAUUGAAACUGGUAUCAUGACUGAGAAACGUUACAUCUCCGUUGUCCCCUCCAGUUUCAUUGGCCACUUGCAGAGCCUCAUGUUUAAUGGCCUGCUCUACAUUGACUUGUGCAAAAAUGGCGACAUUGAUUACUGUGAACUGAAGGCUCGUUUUGGACUGAGGAACAUCAUCGCUGACCCUGUCACCUUCAAGACCAAGAGCAGCUACUUGAGCCUGGCCACCCUCCAGGCCUACACCUCCAUGCACCUCUUCUUCCAGUUCAAGACCACCUCAGCUGAUGGCUUCAUUCUCUUCAAUAGUGGUGAUGGCAAUGACUUCAUUGCAGUUGAGCUAGUCAAGGGGUACAUACACUACGUGUUUGACCUCGGAAAUGGUCCCAAUGUGAUCAAAGGCAACAGUGACCGCCCCCUGAAUGACAACCAGUGGCACAACGUCGUCAUCACCCGGGACAACAGUAACACCCACAGCCUGAAAGUGGACACUAAGGUGGUCACUCAGGUUAUCAAUGGUGCCAAAAAUCUGGAUUUGAAAGGUGACCUCUACAUGGCAGGUCUGGCCCAAGGCAUGUACAGCAACCUCCCCAAGCUCGUGGCUUCCCGGGAUGGCUUUCAGGGCUGCCUGGCCUCAGUGGACUUGAAUGGGCGCCUGCCAGACCUCAUCAAUGAUGCCCUCCAUAGGAGCGGACAGAUCGAGCGUGGCUGUGAAGGACCAAGUACUACCUGCCAGGAAGAUUCAUGCGCCAACCAGGGCGUCUGCAUGCAGCAGUGGGAAGGCUUCACUUGUGACUGUUCCAUGACCUCGUAUUCUGGAAACCAGUGCAAUGAUCCUGGCGCUACGUACAUCUUUGGGAAAAGCGGAGGCCUCAUCCUCUACACCUGGCCGGCCAAUGACAGGCCCAGCACACGCUCUGACCGCCUUGCCGUGGGCUUCAGCACUACUGUGAAGGAUGGCAUCUUGGUGCGCAUCGACAGUGCUCCAGGCCUUGGCGACUUCCUCCAGCUUCACAUAGAACAGGGGAAAAUUGGAGUUGUCUUCAAUAUUGGCACAGUUGACAUCUCUAUUAAGGAAGAGAGAACCCCUGUAAAUGAUGGUAAAUACCACGUGGUGCGCUUCACCAGGAACGGUGGCAACGCCACACUUCAGGUGGACAACUGGCCCGUGAAUGAACAUUAUCCCACAGGCAACACUGAUAAUGAACGCUUCCAAAUGGUAAAACAGAAAAUCCCCUUCAAAUAUAACCGGCCCGUAGAGGAGUGGCUGCAGGAAAAAGGCCGGCAGUUAACCAUCUUCAACACCCAGGCGCAAAUAGCCAUCGGUGGAAAGGACAAAGGACGCCUCUUCCAAGGCCAGCUUUCUGGGCUCUAUUAUGAUGGUUUGAAAGUACUGAACAUGGCAGCUGAGAAUAACCCCAAUAUUAAAAUCAACGGAAGUGUCCGGCUGGUGGGAGAAGUCCCAUCAAUCUUGGGAACAACACAGACAACCUCCAUGCCACCAGAAAUGUCUACCACUGUCAUGGAAACCACCACUACAAUGGCUACUACCACAACCCGCAAGAAUCGACCCCCAACUAAGUGUCCAUGCUCUGAUCCAACAUCAGAUGACCUUGUUUCAUCUGCUGAAUGUUCAAGCGAUGAUGAAGACUUCGUUGAAUGUGAGCCGAGUACAGGUAGGUUAGCAAACCCCACGGAGCCGGGAGUCAGACGGGUUCCGGGGGCCUCAGAGGUGAUCCGGGAGUCGAGCAGUACAACAGGGAUGGUCGUCGGCAUUGUGGCUGCUGCCGCCCUCUGCAUCUUGAUCCUCCUGUACGCCAUGUACAAGUAUAGGAACAGGGACGAGGGGUCCUAUCAAGUGGACGAGACGCGGAACUACAUCAGCAACUCGGCCCAGAGCAACGGCACGCUCAUCAAGGAGAAACAGCAGAGCUCGAAGAGCGGCCACAAGAAACAGAAAAACAAGGACAAAGAGUAUUAUGUGUAAAAAUGACACCGCUAACAAUACGUGAAUUUAAAACACAGAAUUAUUUAUAUAUAAAUAUACGAAUACUUGGGAAAUGAGAUUUAACAGAUGUCAGAACUGUUAUAACUAUGAGACGGGGUAUAUACCAUGACUGUGGUGGGGAAAACCAUUUUUAAAAGGACACACAUAAAGAUGUACCUACCUAUAAUGUUCAGCCAGGGCUGCUUUGAUUCAGUCAUCACUCGGAGACAGAACGUUCUUUCUGCCCUGCUGUAUCAUAAAGCACACACUUUGCGCUCUGGAGCAAGCUGGUGGCUCCCCCACUUUCGAAGACUUGGAAGCUUCCUUCUCUUGAGAACCUUUCACCCAAGGUAGAAGACUUCAUGGCUUACUUGUUCCAUAACUCCAAGUGAGUCUGUAAUGAUGUUUGUGAAGCUUGACUGUAACAAUGUUUUUCUUUUGGUUUAAUUAUGUAAAAAACAAAAGCAAAAAAAAGAAAAGAAAAAAGUUAAAAACAAACAAAAAAAAACACCCUUAUCUGGUUCUGGCCAGUGUGCGUGUAACUUUUCAAGAUCUGAGGGGAAAAAUGGCUUUGGGUUUUUGUUUAUUUUUUGAGAGUGACUGGACAUAAGAAAAAGAAAAAAAAAAAACUCAGAGAAAAAAGUAAGAGAGACUAUUGCCAUAUGAACUCAAAAGCUACCAUGGUGUUCACUCUACAUAUCAGGUUGUGGUGUUUCUAGAAUCUGUUGUUUGUUUCCUAUGAGAUGCUUUGCUGAAAACAUAGCAAGAUCAUGUGAUGGAUGAUAAUAUUGAUUUGAAAAGCUUGUCCCUCAGGAUCUAAUUCCAGAAUUGGCCACCCAAACCCUGAACAGAUAGGGUUAUGGCUGGUUUUAUCAGAGCUAUUGGCUUUGCUUAAUAAUAUAGUUCCUGUCCAUUAGCCCAGCCAAAUUGUGGUAAAGGAGAAAACCCCACAAACUCACAC
Diceros bicornis minor is the source of this 5541-nucleotide messenger RNA. It is a transcript of the gene NRXN3, whose product is annotated as neurexin 3. Lineage: Eukaryota; Metazoa; Chordata; Mammalia; Perissodactyla; Rhinocerotidae. The transcript has 28 exons. The record is from RefSeq and is a predicted model, not a curated record.